Radiomyces spectabilis is the source of this 2046-nucleotide messenger RNA. RefSeq names its product kinase-like domain-containing protein. The transcript is spliced from 7 exons. Gene Ontology annotation, cellular component: cytoplasm. The record is from RefSeq and is a predicted model, not a curated record. Lineage: Eukaryota; Fungi; Mucoromycota; Mucoromycetes; Mucorales; Radiomycetaceae. The coding region runs from base 1 to 2046 and encodes 681 amino acids. Gene Ontology annotation, biological process: protein phosphorylation; intracellular signal transduction. Gene Ontology annotation, molecular function: protein serine/threonine kinase activity; ATP binding.
AUGAAAAAGUCGUCCGAUACCGCCGCUCACCCUCCACCUCCGUCUAAUAAUAACAAUAAUACCACCUCCCACAGCAAUCAUAGUUACGGUCAUAAUACCCAAGCCUCGCCCAAUCAUAAUGAUCACAGCAAUAAUAACACUGAUUCAACGAGUUUUGUAAAUAAUCAAGAUACCCUCCUGAAUGGCAUCGGUCCAUAUACCUUUUUAAAGCAACUGGGAAACGGAAAGUUUAGUCGGGUCAUGCUCGCCACUCACUCUGAAACUCAAACCCAAGUGGCGAUUAAGAUCAUCAACAAGCAAGCACAUGAUUACCGUGUUAUGUCGCGCUUGGUACGAGAAAUCAACUUGAUGGAGGUAUUGGAUCAUCCGAAUAUCGUCAAACUCUUUGAGACAUACGAAACGUGUGAUUCGCUAUUUCUGGUGAUGGAGUAUGUUCCCGGUCACAACCUGGAUGAAUACCUGCAAAAAUCGGGGGGUACUCUUACAGAAAAGGAGGCACGAAACCUGUUUCGACAGUUGGUGGCGGCUGUCAGUUUCUGCCACAGCCGUUGGGUGGUUCAUCGUGACUUGAAGACACCGAAUAUUCUAAUCACCCCCGAUGGCGUUGUCAAGCUGGCCGAUUUUGGGUUAGGCAAUAGAUUCGGACUGCAACGAUUGCGAACUAUUUGUGGUUCCAUGUUAUAUUACAGUCCAGAAAUUAUCAGCGGUCAAAAGUAUUACGGACCUGAAGUCGAUUGCUGGUGUCUUGGUGUGGCCCUGUUUCGCAUGACGGCCGGAUUCGAACCGUUUUCCCAUGCACACACCGUCGGCGAACUUAAAAAGGAUGUAUGCAGCUGCAACUUUCCGAUGCCAUCGAAUUUGUCAAUAGAUCUGCAGCGUACGAUUCGGAAAUGUCUGCAGGUGGACCGCCGACGACGCAUGAGCGUGCGUGCCGCCCUUCAAGAUGACGCUUGGUUAACAGACAAUCACCUCCUGCCAUGUCCCAUUACCGACAACGAAGCUGUCCAUGCCAAUGGACGCCCAACAGAUUAUGCACGAAGACAGUACAUCCGAGAUCUUGAAAACAGCCAGCACAGCUAUCCUGCCGUCAAGCGAACGGUUAUUUACCAUCCAGUGAAUGCAUCCACCUAUUUUACGACCAAAACUUCCAGCAACGAGCAUUACCAUUAUCAGCAUCAGCGGAUAGAAAUGCUACGUUCCGAAAUACUUCAAUCCAUCCGUCAACGAGCACGUCGUCUGGGGAUGCGAUCAACCAAGUUGAUCACGAUAAUGCCAUCUUUCAAACUUGACAAGGGAAAACGAUCGUUGAAAUUGUCGGAAAUGCUGCAACGGUAUUACAAAGAUCAAAUGUAUUGGUUUCAACUGACGCGUCCCGAAGGGUCUCGGCCGCCUUCGCUGUCUUCCGGAUCGUCCUCCACGUCUUCCAUGUCGACCGUGGGUGCCUCGGAUAAUGAAGAUAUCCCAAAUCCGGCCAUGGCCGUAUGCAAUGGUGACAGAGUAGCCCAAGAUGUCAUGACCUUGGUCAAAGAAACAUGCCAGUUGAUGGGCAUUACCUUUGUUCAGGAAUCGCCCACCCAAUUAAUAUGUGUUCUCACCCUUCGCGAUGCACAAAAAUCUGAUGCCUCAUUGUCUCCUCCACCUCCCGUGCGGCGACGUGAAAGCCGAAACAGCAGUCGGUCCACGACAGGGUCGGUUGCCACAACGACCAACGGCGCCUUUUCCAUGGAAGAAGAUGGUUCACGGGCUCAAACAAAGCGAAUGUCCUUACCGCUUCUGUCUCAUUUGACCUCGUCCAUGACCACCUCUUUCUUUGGACGUACCAAGCAGCGACAUUCCAUCGAUGGUCGAAGUUCCAGUAUUUCCGAAAGUCUUCGACGUAACAAGAAGAAGGACGGGGUAGCAGUAUUUACCAUUGAUAUCAAACAGACCCAUCGAAAGAGUCAGCUGGUGGGUUUGCGGUUUUCCAAACAACAAGGUUCAUCCAGUGUGUUUAAAAUGGCCGGUGGCUGGAUCACAGGCGUCAUCAGUAUGAAUGAUUUUAGAUAG